Gastrolobium bilobum is the source of this 2544-nucleotide messenger RNA. Its product is annotated as tRNA (carboxymethyluridine(34)-5-O)-methyltransferase-like. Lineage: Eukaryota; Viridiplantae; Streptophyta; Magnoliopsida; Fabales; Fabaceae. Bases 503 to 1636 code for a protein of 377 amino acids. Gene Ontology annotation, molecular function: S-adenosylmethionine-dependent methyltransferase activity; tRNA binding. The transcript is spliced from 2 exons. Gene Ontology annotation, biological process: tRNA wobble uridine modification. Gene Ontology annotation, cellular component: nucleus; cytoplasm. The record is from RefSeq and is a predicted model, not a curated record.
UCAAGCCACGUUUUCUCAGUAACAAACACAGAGCGAAGCCACACCAUUGAUUAAACCCAUGAUGAUGUUCAUGAUUGUCUCUAUCUCUCUCUCUCGUCUUUCCCGCAUGUAAUGUAAUUUCAUGAUAUUCAUGAUACAGUUCAAUCCUUUCUUAUCUGUUCACUAUCCCAGCGAUUAUUUGCUUUUGGCCCUUUGAGUAAGUAGAUUCAUUCUCCUCCCCCAACUUGUAGCUUUCAAAAGUUGGGAUUUUUAAGCACGGGUUCUUCCGGGUUUCCAUUGGGUUUCGGACUUUCGGUGAUUUUGAGUUAACCCUUCUCACUCGGUUAUAUCUUCUCAUUUGGUCAUUUCAUUACAAGUGCACGUAUUUGCAUAUGUUGGUUUUGGGUUUUUUGUUUUUUAUAUGAAUGAAUCACUAUUGGGUUUAUGCAUAAAUGAAAGACAUGUUUUGAAAAAAUUUCUUAUAACUUUAUGCAGGUGAUUUCUGGCACACUGUGGCAGGUUGAUGGUUCAUAUUGCUCUAAAAGCAAGUAGAUUCCUCUAUCAACAUUCGGAAGCCCUCGAUUUUCCCAUUGCCAUUAGUGGUUGUGUGACUUGUGUCUUUCAUUCAGGAAUUAGUUCAAUGAAAGAAAUAAAUUCUAAAAUGGUUUCUAAUUUGUGUACUCUUGCCCCCAAUGGUGAACCCUGCAUCACAGAUUCCUUCUCAGCCAGUGAGGACCCUGAUACUUCAUCUAUGAGUGUGAAAUCUACCCCUGAAAUUGAAAAGAAGUUUGUCCAUCAUGUUUAUGAUGCUAUUGCUCCACAUUUCAGUUCCACCCGGUUUGCCAAGUGGCCAAAGGUUGCCACAUUUCUAUCAUCUUUGCCUUCAGGAUCUCUUGUCCUGGAUGCCGGAUGUGGGAAUGGGAAGUACUUAGGUUUAAAUCAUGAUUGUUUUUUUACAGGAUGUGAUAUAAGUCCUUCCUUGAUUAAAAUAUGCUCGGAUAGAGGGCAUGAAGUUCUGGUUGCAGAUGCUGUGAAUCUUCCUUACAGAACUGGUUUUGGUGAUGCAGCAAUAUCUAUAGCUGUGUUACAUCAUUUAAGCACUGAAAAUAGAAGGAGAAAAGCAAUAGAAGAAUUAGUCCGAGUUGUUAAAAAGGGUGGCCUUGUUCUGAUUACAGUUUGGGCUGUAGAACAAGAGGAUGGAUCGCUGAUUACCAAAUGGACUCCACUUAAAGAGAAGUAUGUUGAAGAGUGGAUAGGACCAGGAGGUCCUUUUACUAGGGCCCCUUCAUCCUUAUCAUUAGAAAGUAUUUCAGAAAGUGAGGAGAGUAGCUCAGGUGAGCACAUGAAAGUUUGCAAUGAUUCAAAAUUAUCAAGAGAUUUGAAGGAAGAAAAAAAUAUGAAGAAUCAACAGGAAUAUUUUGUUCCUUGGCAUUUACCUUAUCAUCGUGCCGAAGUCAGUGGUGCUUCUGCGCAUGCUCUUGCUACUGGUCUGGCAACUAAAGAUGACAAAAAGGGUGCUGUAGUGUAUAAUAGAUAUUAUCAUGUUUUUAGUGAAGGCGAGCUUGAAAGUUUGGCAACUGGAAUAAACAAUGCUAGAGUUGUUGAUCAGUUUUUUGAUAAAUCCAACUGGUGUAUGAUUCUAGAGAAGAUGUCAUAACCAAGAAAGAAACCUAGCUGGUAUGUUAGGGAACAAAAGUUGGAUGCUGCCCCUUAAGACAUCUGUCCAACUUAUCACCCUCAAGUGAGUAUAGCAGGCCAGAGAGUAGUAUGGAAACUUUAACAAUGUUUAUCUUGCAACUAAACUUCUUUUAGCUUCUAAAUUCUUGAUAUAAAAAAUGGACAGUUUGAUAACUUGGUCAGUAAUGAUUGGCUGACCUUUUUAUCAUCCAAAUCAGGCUACAAUCUUGAAGCAACCCCAAGUUACUGUUUUUAUUAUUCUUUCUUUCUGAUUUGCAAAACCCAAUUUUUAUUGUAACAAUUGAGCACGAAGGACACCAAUGUUGUGUGUGUUGAUGUUGUUGUUACUGGGAACUGUGUGUACCCUAACAAUGCUGAACAUCUUUUAGCCACCUUCACACCAGGAGCAAUUACAAUGAUUUCAUGUACUGGACAGUUUAUUUGGUGGUUGGAUCCCACUAUUAUGACAUCUUUGGUUCCGUGGUAGCGCAGAGCCCAUAUCAUUGUUCGGCCCCACCGUCUAACUUAAGAAGAUUAUGUGAGCAAUUUAAAACGUGAAUAUGUACAUUUUGAAUGCGGUAAUAGGAGCUGAAUGUUGAACCUGGUUUGGCUUUCAGUCAGAAACUUAUGAUUCUGUUAUGCCUUUGCUGCAGUGGCUUCUGUUAUGCCUUGAAGAGAAGCAAAAUUUGAACUAGACUGAGUAUUUUACAUGGUCCGCAGCAAUUUGAUAAGUUGUUUCCUCCGUCAGCUACUAGAUAAUGUGUCUGUAUGAGUGACUUUGAAAGUGUGAGGCUGCCCGCCGUUGCAUGUAACGAAUUUUGACAUUGAUAAGGUUGUAUUUUUAAGAGCUUUGAUUUUCUCAGGUGCACGAAAAUUAUUGAGUUUCAU